Molecule: messenger RNA, 792 nt
Organism: Mesorhabditis belari
Lineage: Eukaryota; Metazoa; Nematoda; Chromadorea; Rhabditida; Rhabditidae
Source: the annotation of a GenBank genome assembly
AUGCCCCGGAAAAGCGCUCAUUCAUCGCGGGAACCCCGACCAGAUGAUUGUCCCAUUCAAAUUCUCGGCUCUGACGGAAAUGUGAUCACGGUCCCUUCAUCAAUCUUAACCCAGGCCGGGAUCAACAUCCGCGACUCUGAAGAGCUCACACAUCAACAGGUGGCAAAUGUUCUGAGUUUGAUGAACGCCGAUCAAUCCGAGUCUCAUCAAAGCACGUCAGCUGAUGAGCGAACAAGAAAACGCUCACAUUCACUUGACAUGAAUCGAUCUGAGCAAAAUUCACAACAAGCAACUUUUACAAUAAAUGGGACGGAUGAUGGAGGAUUGGAAUUGAUCGAUUCGACAACUGGCCGACAUUUUUAUUUAUCUCCAAGUCAACUCGAGGAGAAUGGGAUCACGAUUGAAAAUGGAGAACUGAGCCAUGACGAGUUGACACAGAUUAUUCAAAUGACGGUCAAUAUGGGACAAGGAGAAGGAAAUGAAAGAGAUGGGGAAACGGGGAUCGAGGAAAGACGAAAUCUUCCACCCGCAAAACGGUCAAAGGAAGGCUAUCAGAAAGCUGGAGCUUCACGGGCAAACACUUUAGGUCAUCAAGUCGAAUUUCGACGACCAAGUGGCUCAGCUGAUGUCGGGGAUAAGGUGCAAUUCAAGAGAGCCGGCAAAGUACAAGAGGCAAUUGUUAGGUACAUUCGAAGCCAAGCCGGCUACAAGGUUCAAUUUGAUGAUGGACACUUUGAAUGGAUCGAUGAGGGGGAUCUCAUCAAUCAGUCCGAUCAUAGAGAUCAUCAGAGG